This is a messenger RNA of Didymella exigua CBS 183.55, 2117 nucleotides long. RefSeq lists its product as uncharacterized. The record is from RefSeq and is a predicted model, not a curated record. Gene Ontology annotation, biological process: cellular response to glucose starvation; regulation of mitotic metaphase/anaphase transition. The coding region runs from base 180 to 1799 and encodes 539 amino acids. Gene Ontology annotation, molecular function: protein serine/threonine phosphatase inhibitor activity. NCBI's taxonomy places the organism in Eukaryota, Fungi, Ascomycota, Dothideomycetes, Pleosporales, Didymellaceae. The transcript is spliced from 4 exons.
GCUGCCUACUCCUCGACGCGCACAGGGAGGCAUUUCGUUCUUUCGACUGCUCCUUGCUUGACACACACGUAUCGUCUACAGAGACUGUUGUUGGUAGCAUCGAACGAGCCCCACACGUUGCAAGCCGCGCGCAUUCCACACCGUCACACCCCGCACUCAGCAUCGCACCUUCCGCCGCAAUGGUGGAGGAGACGCCCAACAAGAAGAGGGACGGUCACAUCCCUUCUCCGCUGCAGUCUCUCAGCAGCUCAACAGCCUCGCUCGGCCGCUCGCCGCCCCCGGGUCUCGCCAUGGCAUCCAGCCCCAGCCCCCACACUCACCGUGGAAGCUUCGCAGAGCAGAUGCGCGGCGGCCCUGGCUCACCUCGCGCCUCACGACAACCGUCGCUCUCGCAGCAAGCUUUCCAGGACCUGAUCAACAACCCACCGACAAAGGCAGGGGACCCAAGGUUCCAUGGACGCGACUGGAAGACCAUUCGACUAGGAGAGAUUGUAGACCCGUCGCUGGUACGGUUUGUUGAGUACGACACCAGCGUGGAGGAUGCCACAAGCCUACUCCUCAGAUCUGGCGCGCCCAACGUCGUCUUGCUCCGCGAAGAUGCAAGCACUCGUCACGCAAUCGGCACCUUCGACUACAGCGAUCUGAACGCGUACCUCCUACUUGUAGUUGGCCUUGCUCACCCCGAAGAACAAGAUGUCGCAUCGUUUGACGAGCUCGCCAAGAAGGGACGAGAGGGCAAGCCCAUCCCUCUUAAGGACGUGAAGGACCUGGGCAAGAAGGGGCCACUGAUCACGCUACCUCACACGGCAGAUCUCACCAAAGCUAUGGAGGUCUUCGGCAGCGGUGUGCAUAGAGCGCUUGUCGCGAAGGAGGGCACCUCAGAUGUUGUCGGUGUACUGACACAGCUGAAGCUGGUCUCGUUCUUCUGGGAGAACCGGGCUAGCUUCCCUGCAGUGGACCAGCUGUAUCCACAGCUUCUCAAGGACCUCAGCAUUGGACAGAAGCAGGUGCUAGCUAUCAACGGCGAUAAGCCCCUUGCCACAGCUCUUGAGCUUAUGCACAAUGAGGGCGUGUCGUCUAUCCCAGUGCUAGAUGCGCAAAACAACGUUAUCGGCAAUAUCUCGCACGUUGAUGUUCGAUUACUCACGAAAUCCACCUCCCUCCCGCUCCUUCGCUCAUCCUGCAUUCACUUCAUUUCUGUCAUACUCUCUGAACGAGGCGUAAACGAUGGCAAGGACUCAUUCCCUGUCUUCCACGUCAACCCUUACAGCACCCUCGCCCACACCGUAGCCAAACUCGUGGCCACCCGCUCGCACCGGAUGUGGGUCGUCGACACACCCUCGCCUGCCUCAUCAGGCCCUUCGACUCCCGCUAUCCAGCCUGCUGUCCUUGUACCUCCUUCGCCGAUCACACCACUCCCACUAUCGCUGUCUGGCCCUACACCUGUGAAUACAACAGCACCGACACACCUGAUAGGCACAGGUGCAGUGGCUCCUGCUAUCUCUGCGAGUGCGAUCACCGGCGCGAGUCUAUCUGGCCGACUCAGCGGCGUGAUCAGCCUGACAGACAUCCUGAAUGUAUUCGCUCGUGCAAGCGGACUGCACCCUCACGACCCUGACGAGGCGCGCCGCGCCAGGAGGCGGAGCAGUUCGAGCAGCAUGCGAACCAGUAUGGACAGCUCAAGGAGCGAAAGCAUAUCUGGGAUCGCUGGCACAACGGGCCGCAGGAGCAGCGUCAGCGAAAGGGACAAGACCGCUAGCAUCCAAGGACUCGGAGCUUCGAGGGGGAGGCCUGCCUGAGGCUGACCGCAAUACCUCGUUGAGGCGGUCUUGUCAGGCUCCACCACCAUUGGAGUUGGGUUUGGCUUCGGCUUUAAGCAAGCAAGCUGGAUUUGAUUAUCAGGCGUUAUAAGCGAUGGGAGCAUAAGUCCUACAUAGGCACUCACACAUAGAGAGGAAUACGAGCAUCGGCUUCGUGAUAAUGAUAAUUGCAUUUCGCUCUUGCUCUGAUGCCUACCCAGCUCUGACUUUGUGGCCCAGAUGACGCUGCCAGAGAACGCCAUUACGUUGCCACAUCCUACCCAAAGGUAUCUACAAGAAGCCAGACCAACCACGUGC